GACUUGAGUUCUCAGCAUCUGCCUGCAAUGGAGACUGCGGUGGUGCGCAACCGCUUAGCACCGUCGCAUAUGUCGCUUCCGCUCAGUGACUGUAGAGGAGCCACGUUCGCUAAAACUAUACAUGUGAAAACAUCUUCCAUCAGCGCUACACGAUCGAUUCAUUCCCAAUUCCAGAUCCAUCCGCAAAAGAGACUCCACACCCGACUAAGCAUCGAUUCGGGGCUUUCUUCGAGUGCUUCACUCCAUUCCAAUAUCUCAUCUCCAUCUUCCUGUGGCUGCACCGUGCUGUUUUCCAGGCACGAGGAAGGAGCAAUUGGUAGCAAUGGAACAACUAGGGAAUGGGCUAUGCAAGAUUUCUAUGCUUUAAGAAAAGAUGUUGAGCUGACCUCACGCCGUGUUGAAGAAAUUAGGGCAUCUGUGGGGCUGCAGCAACGUGAAGAAGACAUUGCAGCUCUAGAAGCUGCAGCGGCAGAUAGCUCUCUCUGGGAAGAUCCUGCCAGAGCUCAACAGACGCUUCAGGCUCUGACUGAUGCCAAAGAGAAAUUGAAACUUCUUGAUGGUUUCAUGACACAGGUUGGUGAUGCAGAAAUGAUAGUUAAGCUUACUGAGGAGAUGGAAUCCAUUGAUACAGGUCUUCUUGAUGAAGCUGCUGGCAUUCUUAAGGAAUUGAACAAAGCAUUGGAUAAAUUUGAGUUGACUCAGCUUCUCUCUGGUCCUUAUGAUAAAGAAGGUGCUGUUGUUACAGUUACAGCUGGCGCAGGGGGCACUGACGCACAGGAUUGGGCUGAGAUGCUUCUCAGAAUGUAUGUGAGAUGGGGAGAGAAGCAACGCUACAAAACAAAAGUAGUCGAGCAAUCACCUGGGGAGGAGGCUGGGAUUAAGUCAGCCACUAUCGAAUUUGAGGGUCGAUACGCAUAUGGUUAUUUGUCUGGAGAGAAAGGAACCCACCGUAUUGUGCGACAAUCCCCUUUCAAUGCUAAAGGCCUACGCCAGACAAGCUUCUCCGGUGUUGAGGUCAUGCCUCUUCUCCCUGAGGACUCAAGAGAUGUUGAAAUACCAGCCGAAGACUUGGAAAUCAGUUUCACCAGAGCAGGUGGGAAAGGAGGUCAAAAUGUAAACAAGGUUGAAACAGCCGUACGCAUCACACAUCUCCCCACUGGUGUAGCUGUCCGCUGUACAGAGGAGAGAACACAGCUAGCAAACAAGAUAAAGGCUAUGAGCCGAUUGAAAGCGAAGCUGUUAGUGAUAGCGGAGGAACAAAGAGCAUCUGAAAUAAAGCAAAUAAGAGGGGAUGCGGUGAAGGCGGAGUGGGGCCAACAAAUAAGGAACUAUGUGUUCCAUCCAUACAAGCUAGUGAAAGACGUUCGGACGGGCUGCGAAACCAGCGACAUCGGGUCUGUAAUGGAUGGAGAGUUGGAUCCCUUCAUCAAAUCCUUCCUCAAGCACAGGUACACCAAUUUCCUGUCCUCUGCUGGAGGCCAGAGUGAAUAGACUGUCUCUUGAUUCUCUUCUUGUUUGUGUAGCCACCUCUUUAUUAUUGCUAUAUACUUAGGUUCCCUUGCGCAGCUGAUCUGCAAGUUGAAAACUCACAACUACCGAUGUAUUUAUUUGAUCACGCAAUGGUCCAUUACAUCAUUUCAAAUGGUGUAACAUCGUGACACCAGU
Molecule: messenger RNA, 1665 nt
Organism: Cuscuta campestris
Lineage: Eukaryota; Viridiplantae; Streptophyta; Magnoliopsida; Solanales; Convolvulaceae
Source: the annotation of a GenBank genome assembly